Arabidopsis thaliana (thale cress) is the source of this 2124-nucleotide messenger RNA. RefSeq names its product GRAS family transcription factor. Bases 141 to 1973 code for a protein of 610 amino acids. NCBI's taxonomy places the organism in Eukaryota, Viridiplantae, Streptophyta, Magnoliopsida, Brassicales, Brassicaceae. Gene Ontology annotation, cellular component: nucleus. The record is from RefSeq and is marked reviewed. The transcript has a single exon.
GUUCACAUGAACUUUCUCACCGCUUUCUUCUCUUCAUUGAACAAAAAAAAAAGCUCUUAACUUUUUUUUCUUCUUUAGGUAAAAUUUGACAAAAGCUCUCAACUUUCAAACUCUGUUUCUUCAUCAUCAUCAUCAUCACCAUGGACGCCCUGCUUCAAGUUUCAGUUGAUGGGUUUAGAUUUGAGAACGGAUCUGGAUCUUGCUGCAAACCCAGAAACAAUCUCGAAUCUGGGAACAAUCUCUUCCCUGAUUUCCACGAGUCUCAGAAUCAGUCUUCACCAAACGAUUCACCUCCAACGGUGUGUUUGGAUAACUCUCCUGUUCUGAAGUACAUCAAUGAUAUGUUGAUGGACGAAGAAGACUUCGUAGGUAUAUCUCGUGACGAUUUAGCUUUACAAGCCGCUGAGAGAUCCUUCUACGAGAUAAUUCAACAGCAAUCUCCAGAAUCUGAUCAGAACACUAGCUCCUCCUCCGAUCAAAACUCCGGUGACCAAGAUUUCUGUUUUCCCAGCACAACAACAGAUUCAUCAGCGUUGGUUUCGAGCGGAGAAUCACAGAGAAAGUACCGUCAUCGGAAUGAUGAAGAAGAUGAUCUUGAGAACAAUCGGAGAAACAAACAACCAGCGAUAUUUGUCUCGGAGAUGGAAGAGUUAGCAGUGAAGUUAGAACAUGUGUUGUUGGUAUGCAAAACGAACCAAGAAGAAGAAGAAGAAAGAACAGUAAUAACGAAACAGAGUACUCCAAACAGAGCAGGAAGAGCAAAAGGUUCAUCGAACAAAUCAAAGACGCACAAAACUAAUACCGUUGAUCUACGAAGUCUCUUGACGCAAUGUGCUCAAGCUGUAGCGAGCUUUGACCAGAGAAGAGCUACAGAUAAACUCAAGGAGAUAAGAGCACACUCUUCUAGCAAUGGAGAUGGAACACAAAGACUAGCUUUUUACUUUGCAGAGGCGCUUGAGGCACGUAUCACUGGAAACAUCUCACCGCCUGUUUCUAAUCCGUUUCCUUCAAGCACGACAUCGAUGGUGGACAUUUUGAAAGCGUACAAGCUGUUUGUUCAUACUUGUCCCAUCUAUGUAACUGAUUACUUCGCUGCGAACAAAUCGAUUUACGAACUUGCUAUGAAAGCAACUAAGCUUCACAUAGUUGAUUUUGGAGUUCUCUACGGCUUUCAAUGGCCUUGUUUGUUACGAGCUCUGUCUAAACGACCGGGCGGACCACCAAUGCUUCGGGUGACUGGAAUCGAGCUGCCACAAGCGGGUUUUCGUCCUUCAGACCGCGUUGAAGAGACUGGUCGAAGACUGAAAAGGUUCUGCGAUCAGUUUAAUGUUCCUUUUGAGUUCAACUUCAUAGCCAAAAAAUGGGAAACCAUCACUCUUGAUGAACUUAUGAUCAAUCCAGGAGAGACAACGGUCGUCAACUGCAUUCAUCGGUUACAAUACACUCCUGAUGAAACUGUGUCAUUAGACUCUCCAAGAGACACGGUUCUGAAGCUAUUCAGAGAUAUCAAUCCUGACCUCUUUGUGUUUGCAGAGAUUAACGGAAUGUACAACUCUCCUUUCUUCAUGACGAGGUUCCGAGAAGCGCUUUUUCAUUACUCUUCACUCUUUGACAUGUUUGACACCACAAUACACGCAGAGGAUGAGUACAAAAACAGGUCACUGUUGGAGAGAGAGUUACUUGUGAGAGACGCGAUGAGCGUGAUUUCCUGCGAGGGUGCAGAGCGGUUUGCGAGGCCUGAAACCUACAAGCAAUGGCGAGUUAGGAUUUUGAGAGCCGGGUUUAAGCCAGCAACUAUUAGCAAACAGAUCAUGAAGGAGGCUAAGGAAAUUGUGAGGAAACGUUACCAUAGAGAUUUUGUGAUCGAUAGCGAUAACAAUUGGAUGCUUCAAGGAUGGAAAGGAAGAGUCAUCUAUGCUUUUUCUUGCUGGAAACCUGCUGAGAAGUUCACAAACAAUAAUUUAAACAUCUGAAAAAUGUUACUUCUCAAUUACAUCAUUUUUGUUUCCCAAUGGUUUUGUAGAAUAUGUUUGAUCCCGUGAGUGGAUGCAACUCUUUUUUCCUGCAAGUACAUAUUGUAUUCAAAUCCUUGUGGAAAUGAUAAAUUGUUUAAUCAAAGAUCCG